This is a messenger RNA of Budorcas taxicolor (takin), 621 nucleotides long. RefSeq names its product sclerostin domain containing 1 (gene SOSTDC1). Gene Ontology annotation, biological process: negative regulation of Wnt signaling pathway; negative regulation of BMP signaling pathway. The transcript is spliced from 2 exons. Bases 1 to 621 code for a protein of 206 amino acids. Gene Ontology annotation, molecular function: BMP binding. NCBI's taxonomy places the organism in Eukaryota, Metazoa, Chordata, Mammalia, Artiodactyla, Bovidae. The record is from RefSeq and is a predicted model, not a curated record.
AUGCUUCCUCCUGCCAUUCAUUUCUCUCUCAUUCCCCUUGCAUGCAUCCUAAUGAAAAGCUGUUUGGCUUUUAAAAAUGAUGCCACAGAAAUCCUUUAUUCACAUGUGGUUAAACCUGUUCCAGCACACCCCAGCAGCAACAGCACAAUGAAUCAAGCCAGAAAUGGAGGCAGGCAUUUCAGUAACGCUGGACUGGAUCGGAACACUCGAGUUCAAGUAGGCUGCCGAGAACUGCGUUCCACCAAAUACAUCUCCGACGGCCAGUGCACCAGCAUCAGCCCUCUGAAAGAGUUGGUGUGUGCAGGCGAGUGCUUGCCCCUGCCUGUGCUACCUAACUGGAUCGGAGGGGGCUACGGAACAAAGUACUGGAGCCGGAGGAGCUCCCAGGAGUGGAGGUGUGUCAAUGACAAAACGCGUACCCAGCGAAUCCAGCUGCAGUGCCAGGAUGGCAGCACGCGCACCUACAAAAUAACCGUGGUCACCGCCUGCAAGUGCAAGAGGUACACGCGGCAGCACAACGAGUCCAGUCACAACUUCGAGAGCCUGUCGCCCGCCAAGCCAGCCCAGCAUCACCGAGAGCGCAAAAGAGCUGGCAAACCCAGUAAGCACAGCAUGAGUUAG